CCCCAAAUGCGGACCGUCACAUGUCCCUCCUGAGCCACCGUAGGUUGAAAUAGCGCAUAUGCUGUCUGUUCAAAUUAUUAUCGUGUUGUCCUGCUAAAAAGAAUCUUUUUUCUCGUCUUAACGAGCAAGGAAAGUGUCACAAUGUCUGUCCAAAUAACAAAUCCUAACAACCCGAUUGUCUUCUUCGACAUAACUAUUGGAGGACAGGAUGUUGGCCGGAUGAAGAUUGAGUUGUUUGCUGAUAUGGUUCCAAAGACAGCUGAGAACUUCCGGCAGUUUUGCACUGGAGAGUUUAGGAAGGAUGGAGUCCCUAUUGGUUUCAAAGGUUGCACCUUCCACAGGGUGAUCAAAGACUUCAUGAUACAAGGAGGGGACUUUGUAAAUGGUGAUGGAACUGGUAUUUGCAGCAUCUACAGAGGUCCAUUUGCAGAUGAAAACUUCCGGAUGAAGCACAGCGCGCCUGGUCUUCUGUCCAUGGCAAACAGUGGGCCAGGGACCAAUGGUUGUCAAUUUUUCAUCACCUGCACUAAAUGCGACUGGUUAGAUGGCAAGCAUGUUGUAUUCGGAAAAGUGGUCGAUGGUUUGCUGAUCAUGAGAAAAAUUGAGAAUGUUACUACAGGACCAAACAACAAGCCCAAGCUGCCCAUCCUUAUUGGACAGUGUGGAGAGAUGUGAUCCAGCGUGAACUACACAAUGUCUGUACACAUGAAGGAGGGUCUCAUAGUCACUUGAUUGUCCUCAGCUAACAUCAAACCAUAUAGGCUUUUCUGUGCCCGUGACUGCUCCCAUAAUGCACAUUGAAGAGCAGGAUCAAGUUCAGCAGUACAUAACAGCAUUUCUUUUUUAACACACAUGAUUCCAGGUUAAGACUUGCUUUACAUAAGGGUUUGAAAUGAAUUCAGCAAAACUUUAUGUUCAAUACUGUUUUUCCCAGUCCAAACAGAGACAAUUUUUGCAUCUUGUUUUAAAAAGGCAGAUAAGAUGUGACUUUAUGAAUCCUAAAGGAAUACUGGCUCGAUUAUUCAAUUCUUAUCUCAAUCACACUGUGUAUCAUUUAUGAUCAAUAAAAUGUUUUACAUUUUUAUAAA
Molecule: messenger RNA, 1088 nt
Organism: Eleginops maclovinus (Patagonian blennie)
Lineage: Eukaryota; Metazoa; Chordata; Actinopteri; Perciformes; Eleginopidae
Gene: ppih
Product: peptidylprolyl isomerase H (cyclophilin H)
Exons: 9
Coding region: 142-675 (177 amino acids)
Biological process (GO): protein folding; protein peptidyl-prolyl isomerization
Cellular component (GO): intracellular membrane-bounded organelle
Molecular function (GO): peptidyl-prolyl cis-trans isomerase activity
Source: RefSeq, a predicted model, not a curated record